AUGGCCGCUCCUUACGGUCGCGACCGCGAUGUCCUCGCACAACCCGAUCAUCCCCAUUCGCCAUUUGGGCGUGCUCGAGACGUCAGCUACGAGUUUGACCUCGACAAUUCCAAUUUUCCAACUCCUUCCAAGCGCAAUGACCCGCGUACCAGGCCAAAGUUUCGCACCGGUACACUUGCCGGAGCAUACCGUGCCACUUCGCGCGCCAGCAUGUCUGACGAUGGCGCCGGACUGGGCCUGACGGCUAGUCCCCGACAACAUCGCGAUUCCAACGCUGCGCGCUCGCCGCCAUUUGAGCGUUUCAACAACCCUGAUGAACUGCUCGAUUCAUAUAGGAGGACGGAAUAUAACGGGACGGGGGCUGACUACAACCCGUUGGACGACUGGGAAUCUCCCUUCGACACGCGUCCGAUGAGCCACCUCACUCGUUUGUCGCCUCGAGUGCAAGACAAUGAAGCCGACGGCCGUGCAUUCUCGGAAGCAAGCUUUGGCAACGAAUACUCGCCCCGUAGGAGGACCUCCGACUAUGCGCGAGACGAGCAGCGGCUCCGACGGGUGACGGGCAAGGACUCGCCGGUGUUCAGCAAAGCCAAAGUCGGGGCGCGCACUGCCCUGACGGCUGACAAUCUUCAACGGAGGGAAGAACAAGAACAAAUACAAAUAUCUGAGGAAGAUGACAAGGAUGGACCGUCGUUGAAUUUGCCCCGUACUUGGGGAAGCCGAGCUGGCCACCGCUCAGAAUGGCUACGAAAUGUGAGCGCAAGCACAACCUCGGAACCCCAAGAAACGAAGGACGAAGACAUGUUUGCCGCCCCCAGAUAUGGUUCGCAUAAUCCGCCGAGAGGCAGCUUUCCUAGCCGCAGCACUCUUGGCAAGCGUACGGCAAGCCUCCUUUCUCAGGACGAGAUUCAAGACACCAAGGCAGACAGAGCAAAUGGUCUGGAAAGUGCUCCGCAGGACGAAGGUUUCCAGGUGCCGAACACGCCUGUUGUUGUCUACAAGAAUUCUGGCUUCAACAAGGCGAAUGCUGUCGCGCGUAGCACACGGGAUUCACAAUCUCUGCUGCGAAAGCUCGCGCGGACCGAAAGUCCAAAGCCGGAACAAAUGCAGACGCCAGACCAGCCCAAGCUGUUUGAGAGACGAAUUUAUGAUAAGACACCCAGGGUGACGGGUGCCUGGAUCGACACCCCGGUGCCCGAAAGGGUGGCUGAAAUUCCUCACGAAUUGACCAAGGAUAUUGUGCGGCCAUCUGCAUCGAGCGCCCCCGUGGGGAAAUCACAGUCACCUGUCCUGGAGCAGAAGCCAUCACUACAGAAACAAUCGGAGCAGAAACCGGACAAGCAGGAGCUGUUGUCGGCUGGGAACAUGCAAGCGGACGAGCCAAAGUCGGAUUUGGGAGUCACGAAGGAACCACUCUCCACAAAGGAGGAUUCCGUCCCUAAAACGCAGGCUACAUCGAUCGAACAGGUAAAGGUCAGUCGACCGAAUCUGCCCAAAAGUGGCCUGCAAACAGUCAUCGAGGAAAUGAGCUCCGGUAAAGAGGGCCUUGAUCUUGGAGAUGACACAAUCGAAUCACUUCAGGCAAUCAUGGAGGAUCAGACCGAGUUGAAAAAUGAGGAGGCCGAGGAAGCUGCUUACGAACAGGAGGUCCUCAAGAGGCUGGAGCUUGCUAGUAGCAAUGGACAAGGCUCUGUGGACAUUGAGCGUUUGAAUGACAAACUACACUCGCUUGCGAAGAACAUCAACGAGGUCAAGAAAGGACUGAACAGUCUGGAAGAGCACGUCACUCGGGAUGCGACCGCGGUGUCUCGUCGAGGCUCAUCUGCCAAAGAAGAUUUGGUUCCUCCAUCCUUGAAAUCCAGUGCAGACCGUACCGGCCCCAGCGUUAAAAAUAGCCGAGUAUAUGCCUCUUUCCCGCUACCUCGACUGUGGACGAUCUCCCACCAUCCUGAGCGCCGGCGACUCACCAAGCUAGGCUGGGCAAUUCUCUCCAUCUUAACUUGGUAUAUCAUCGAACUGCUGAUGUGGGACCGAUACUCCCACCCACUCGUCGCUGAAAGGUGCGAGGGCAAUUGCCUUCAGCCCGAUGCACCCGAUCUUCCCUUUGUCACCGUCAGCAUGCUCUGGCGCUGGUCUCACCUGCAGAGUCUCCUGACUCCCGCAGUCACUAUCCUGGUGGCCUUUUUCAAACUCAUGGCGCAAUUACUGGGUGUCUGGGAUGGCUACGUCGAUGAGCCGCCCCAGCUGGGGAAUAUCGUGGGUGAAAUACGUGUAAACGGAACCCCCGUCUCAUUUCCCUGGUUGACUUCCCCUGGUCAGACGGUGGUACCGCAACGGAUCUCAACGGCACAUCAGCCGGUGUGGACACCGCGCGACGAGCCUCCACGGGUUGAAGUGCAGUCUCCCUGGGUUGAGGACCAGGUUUCGAUGGACGAGGACGAAUAUCUUUGA
This is a messenger RNA of Penicillium oxalicum, 2451 nucleotides long. RefSeq lists its product as uncharacterized. The record is from RefSeq and is a predicted model, not a curated record. The coding region runs from base 1 to 2451 and encodes 816 amino acids. Lineage: Eukaryota; Fungi; Ascomycota; Eurotiomycetes; Eurotiales; Aspergillaceae. The transcript has a single exon.